AUGGUUAGUAUUUCCGCGACGUAAUGCUGAGCCAGGCUGGAUUGGCAGGGAAGGUGACUUGCAAAGGACCACGAAGCAAAUUGGGGAAUGCAUCCGAGAGACCCAGCGAUACGGACGGCUGUCAUUGAUGUGGCUCUCGAAAUCCAACCACGGGCCGUGUCGCAGCUCGAGUGGUUGAGGCGGAAGGCUAAAGGCGAAGAAACAGCGGAGGAGGCGGCCAGAGAGGGGCAAUCCGUUCAGCACGUCUUUUCCCGCAACGGCGCAGGAUGUUGGAAGUUGUCAUUGAGAUGUUGCAGAGAUAACGUGGCCAAUGAGAACGCGAUUUGCAGCCUCGUCAACCGGGCUGGACAGGACGAACAGGCGACUCAAUGCUGCAAAGGCGGCGUCUGCUCCGUGCACAGCCCAUGUCUUGGCUGCGAAAUCUUGCUUCUACUGGCCACCGUGCACAUCGCCGAGACAUAGUCAGGCGUGCUGCCUGCCACCGGACGCGAGAUGUACAGCCGCUUCAUACCCGGUCGAGACUUGGGUCGCAGUGACGUGCUCGCAUCCUCCUCCGAGGGCUGGUCCACGCAGUACGCUAACAUUCGCGCCUUCUGUCCCAUCCCAGGUCGACGCAACUUCACCCGUUACUCUGCGCACGCGCAAAUUCAUCACCAAUCGUCUGUUGCAACGCAGACAGAUGGUUUUGGACGUGAUUCACCCUGCACGCGCCAACGUUAGCAAGGCUGAGCUGAGCGAGAAGCUGGCCACGAUGUACAAGGCGAACAAGGAGCAAUGCGUCAUUUUUGGUUUGAGGACCCACUUUGGUGGUGGAAGAUCUACCGGUUUCGCCCUCAUCUACGACUCUCGCGAGAGCAUGAACUUUGAACCUCGUCACCGUCUUGUCAAGGUGAGUAGUGUUCGUACGGCUGGGUUGGGAGGCGCAAGUAGUGGAAGCGUGCUGGUGAAAGCCGUCGUGGAAGUGUCUAAAGAAGAUGGCACCCGCGCACACACGGGAUUGGAGCUGACUAUUCAUCACGCUCUAACGCAAACAGGCUGGCCUUGCCACCAAGGUUGAGAAGCCCUCUCGCAAGUUGCGAAAGGAGCGCAAGAACCGUCAAAAGAAGCUGCGUGGUACUCAAAAGAAGAAGGUGAGUUGGGAGGCGCGUCGCUUGAAGCGAUUGUUACGGUGUGCUCACACGGUCGACUCAUCCUUUAGGGUGCCGAGGCCAAGAAGAAGUAA
This is a messenger RNA of Ceraceosorus bombacis, 1222 nucleotides long. The record is from the annotation of a GenBank genome assembly. Lineage: Eukaryota; Fungi; Basidiomycota; Exobasidiomycetes; Ceraceosorales; Ceraceosoraceae.